Molecule: messenger RNA, 752 nt
Organism: Paramecium pentaurelia
Lineage: Eukaryota; Ciliophora; Oligohymenophorea; Peniculida; Parameciidae
Source: the annotation of a GenBank genome assembly
AUGGUUGAAUAUCCAAAAAUAUCAGAAAUAUUAGCAGAUACUGGUUCAAUUAUAUCUUGGAUUCUUUCAAUUUCAUUUAUUGUUUCAAAAUAUAAUGAAAACUUAAGUUUAGAAAAAACUUAAAGAGAAAUAAUAACAAUGUAUUAUAAUGAUUUUAAUGAUUUUUAAAUUUAAAAGAAUUGUUUAGGUAAAGUCUAAAGGGUAAACUAUAAAGGAAAAGAAUAUGAUCUUUAAAAAUCUGAAGAAAUUCUUAAUCGAUUAGAUCGAAUUGCAAUUGAAAAAAUGAAUUAUUUGAAUUUAUAAAAUGAAGUAGCUAAGUAAUUAUUAUUUAAUUCUAUUCUAGAUUAUAAUUAAUCUUAUAAGAACAUUUAGGAUUAUAACAAAUUAAAAAAUAUUUAGAAUCGAAAUUUACAUUAGAAUCUCUAUUUGAUAAAUUAGGAAUACCUGAAAAAAUCUCCUAAUAAGAAAUCAAUUAAAUUGUAAUUAUCUUUUCAUUUUUUAAGCAUGCCUAACAAGAAUUGCAAUAGGAAGUAGUUUAAUAAUUAAAUAUAGAAGGAGAAAUCGAUUCUAAAUUUAAUAAAGAUAUUGUAGAGCAAGAAGUAGAAUUAAGGAUGGGGCUUUUAGAUAUGAAAACCUCUGAAAAUCUCUAAUUUAGAGAGCAGAAUAGCAAUUUAUAAAUCUAAGAAUCCCUCUAACAAAUUAAUAAUUAUUUAACAGUCAUCAAUGUUGAUAAGACUGAUGGGAUUAAGUGA